ACAACAUAAGAAGAUUCAGGAUUGCUUCGUCAUAGCUAUAAAACCACUGUUCCUGAUAUUUUAGUCACUUUGGUUCUGAAGCAGAAGAAGCAGCAAGUGUGAGAAACCAAUGUUCUAUGAAUGCUAUUACAGGAUGUCCUUAUUAGGAUUUAUUCUUCUUACAUCUGCCCUAUGCUGUAGCGCAGCACCAGCACUGGAGAAAGAUCACUGUCAAAAGCCACAACAAACAGAAGAAGAAGCAGAACUGCAAGGUGAUUGGAAUGAUGAAAGUUACCCCCCUGGUAGGGUUGCUAAUUAUAUCUGCCGUCCUGGAUACCUCCAAGAUGGAUCUAUCAAAAUGGCAUGCAUUGAAGGCAUGUGGUUAAAAUUAUCUGGAGGGCAAUGCACACAUACAUCUUGUGGACCUGCACCAAAUGUAGACAAUGCUGAUCUCUUACUUGGGAAAGACAGAUAUGUAUCUGGUGAAAGAGCAUCAUAUAAAUGUAAAUCUGGUUAUUCUCUGGGACCAGCUAUGGAAGCUGAAGCACUUUGUAGCAAUGGAGAAUGGAAAGAUAUCCCAGUGUGCAGAAAAAUUGGCGGGAAUUGUGGUCCAGCACCAGAAAUAGAAUUUGGAGACAUCACAAAUAGUAAAAGAGAAGAAAGUUAUAAAUCAGGUUCCAGAGUCUUUUAUCGAUGUCCAAAUUUUUAUGUACUUGACGGGAAAGAAGAAAUUAAAUGUGUGAAUGGAGCUUGGGAAAAGGCACCGGUUUGUCUAAAGCCAUGUACUAUAACAAAAAAGGAAAUGGAUGAAAAUAAUUUAUAUCUGAGGUGGAGAUCUGACCGCAAGAUAUACACUGAAAAUGGUCAGACAAUAGAAUUUACCUGUAAAGCAGGACAUGAGCCUCUCUCUGUCAUUAGUAUGAGACAAACAUGUAAUCAAGGAGUGGUGCAAUAUCCUAAAUGCCUCAAGAGUGGUUUUUGUGAAUUAGAACAAGCAACAAUGAAAAUAAAUAAUAUCAAUUCCGAAAGCCCUGUAGUUGAACAAGGAGACAGUAUUGAAUAUAAGUGUAAUGUAGGAAUGGUGCCAGAAACAGACCUAAAAGCCACAUGUGUCAAGGGAAAAAUAACAUAUCCAAGAUGUAAACCUGGAGAAAUUACCUGCAACCAGUAUCAACAAGUGGCCAAUGGUAGAUUGAUAUCUGAGAAGUCUGCCUACAAAGAAGGAGAUGAAAUUGCGCUGCAGUGUAAUGAAGGUUUUACAAUCCAGGUUGAAUCAACUAAACCGCGUGUAUGCACAUCAAAUGGCUGGUCUCCACCUGCAGCCUGUAUCAGUAGAAGAUGUGAGGAACCUGAAGUGAAGAAUGGAAAGCUCUCUAGAAGUUAUUAUUUUCCAAGACAGCCUGGCAGCUAUAUUUAUUAUAAAUGUAAUGACGGUUUUAGGACACAAGGAAGAUACCAAGAGGAAUAUAUUUAUUGUAGGACAACAGGAUGGGAUCCUGAACCAAAAUGUUUCAAGUUAUGUGACCCUAAGGGAGCUGUAGUAGUGAAUGGAAAUGUUCAUCAUACACGUUACGAAUAUUUGGAAGGAGAAAAAGUAACAUUCUAUUGUCACAGUCAAUUACGAACACCAGAUGGACAAAAUGGUGGAGAGAUUACAUGUCUUUCUGAUGGAAAAUUUUCACCAGCAAAAUGUUCCAGUACCUGCAAAAUUACACAACUUCAACAUGGAAAAUAUGCAGAAAUUGGAGAAAGAAAAGAAUUGGAGUUAGGUGACUCUUUGCGGUAUGAAUGUGAGGACGGAUAUAAAUCACCAAAUGAUAAUAUUGUUGACAGUGCACAAUGUACCAUUAAAGGAUGGGAUGUCAAGCCUGAAUGCAAAGAAAUCAACUGUGAAUGGGAUGGUUACACCUAUGCAAGUGGAAAGAGAAUCCAAUACUCCUGCCCUUCUGGGCAAAGGCAUUCUGGUUCGAAUCUCACCCAGUGUUUCUACUAUGGCUUGGGUCCACAACCUGUUUGUGAAGAUAUAAAUUGCGUUAUUCCAGAAGACUCAAAUCUUAUACAAAGUCCUCGCUUGCCAACUUACAAAGUUAAUACUGCGGUGUCAAUUUCAUGUCCUGGUAGCUUAAAGAGAAAGGGAGCCCAAGACAUUAUAUGCACUGCACAUGGCUGGCAUCCACAAUUACCAGUGUGUGAAGCUGAACAAUCAACAUCAUCAAAGUCUACUGCCCCACCGAAAACUACUGUCCCAAUAAAAGAUCCUGUUGACAUACAAGACAAAAUUGAAUGUGCCCCAGCACACAGUCCAGCGAACGCUAAAAUUGAAAAGCCGCUGAAAAAAUAUUACAGUGGUGAUAUAGUUAAGAUGAAGUGUGAUGAUGGUUUUAAAAUGCAUGGUUCUGCAUCAAUUCAGUGUAACGAUGGAGUAUGGGAAUCUCCACCUCAGUGCAUCCCAUUAAGGAAAUGUAAAGAACUUCCCUCUAUUAUUAAUGGAAAAUAUGACACUGCUUCUGGAAGAGUUGUGAAAUAUAGCUGCAAUGCUGGUUACAGGAUCACUGGUUCAGACAAAAUUACUUGUGAUGAUGGAAAGUGGACAACUUCACCAAUAUGCACAGGAAUUCCGUGUGGCACAGCCCAAGAUGUUCAAAAUGCAUUUGUUAAAGAACGGAACAGAGUCUACGUGCAUGGUGAAAGUGCAAUCUACCAGUGUAAAGAUGGUUUUACUGUUAUACCGUCUGGGAGCAGCUCAGCAGAAUGCAUAAAAGGACAAUGGAAAAAUAUUCCAACUUGUGUUGAUACAACUUGUGGACCUGCACCAAAUGUAGACAAUGCUGAUCUCCUACGUGGGAAAGACAGAUAUGUAUCUGGUGAAAGAGCAUCAUAUAAAUGUAAAUCUGGUUAUUCUCUGGGACCAGCUAUGGAAGCUGAUGCACUUUGUAGCAAUGGAGAAUGGGAAAGUAUUCCAGUGUGCAGAAAAAUUGGCGGGAAUUGUGAUCCACCACCACAAAUAGAAUUUGGAGACCUCAUAAAUAGUAAAAGAGAAGAAACUUAUAAAUCGGGUUCCAGAGUCUUUUAUCAAUGUCCAAAUUUGUAUGUACUUGAAGGAAAAGAAGAAAUCAGAUGUGUGAACGGAGCGUGGGAAAAGGCACCGGUUUGUCUAAAGCCAUGUACUAUAACAAAAAAGGAAAUGGAUCAAAAUAAUUUAUAUCUGAGGUGGAGAUCUGAACCCAAGAUAUACACUCAAAAUGGUCAUGCAAUAGAAUUUACCUGUAAAGCAGGACAUGAGCCUCUCUCUGGCAUUGGUAUGAGACAAACAUGUAAUCAAGGAGUGGUGCAAUAUCCUAAAUGCCUCAAAAGUGGUUUUUGUGAAUUAGAACAGGCUACAAUGAAAAUAAAUAAUAUCAAUUCCGAAAGCCCUGUAGUUGAACAAGGAGUCCGUAUUGAAUUUAAAUGUAAUGUAGGAAUGGUGCCAGAAACAGACCUGCAAGCCACAUGUGUCAAGGGAAAAAUAACAUAUCCAAGAUGUAAAGCUCCAGCAAGUUGCAGAGCUCCUGAUAUUGCACAUCAAGAUGAUAAAACUAAACUAGUCAGAUAUGACUCCGGUUCCUCUGUGGAAAUCUUGUGCAAGGACAACCAUGUAUUGAGUGGGAAUAAGAUUGUGAUGUGUAACAAUGGUCAAUGGACUGUGCUACCAACAUGUGAUCCUGUCAAGCCAUGCCAAAUUUCCAUACAAGACAUUAAUGCAAAUAAUUUUCAGCUGGAAUCGCCUAGUGACCUUCAAAAAGAUGUUCAGCAUGGUGCAGAAGUAAAGGUUGUCUGCAAGACAGGAUUUAAACGUCCAACAGCUUCAAAGGCGUUAUGUGACAAUGGGAAAAUGAAAUAUAACAGAUGUUUUCCUGGAGACACUUGUCGUUUAAAGCAAGAGGAUAUUGAUACACACUACUUAGAACUGCAUGAAGAACAUGAUGGUGAAGUAUAUUAUGGGGAAGGUGAAUAUAUUAAAUUUACAUGUAAAGAAGGAUACCACAGCAGCAACGUGCUGAUUGGAAAAUGUUCUAAAAAAGAAAUAAGUUAUCCUACAUGCACAGAGUGAAAAUUUUAUGAUUCCCACGUACUAUAAUGCCCUGCAUUUUGUCACGUUUCCUGGAAAAUAUACUCUCUGUGUGCAGAAAUAAUACUUGAUAUUGUGAUUUCCUGUUUUAUGCACCAACAUUAAUAAUACAAAAUGAAGAUGUCCUCAUUAAAAAAAGAUGACUUAAUAUUUUUUGUUUUGUUUUUAAAUAAAUACCUUACUCUAAUAUAAA
This is a messenger RNA of Pseudophryne corroboree (corroboree frog), 4280 nucleotides long. Its product is annotated as complement factor H-like. Gene Ontology annotation, molecular function: complement component C3b binding. Gene Ontology annotation, biological process: complement activation. Lineage: Eukaryota; Metazoa; Chordata; Amphibia; Anura; Myobatrachidae. The record is from RefSeq and is a predicted model, not a curated record. The transcript has 24 exons. Bases 110 to 4069 code for a protein of 1319 amino acids.